Molecule: messenger RNA, 1704 nt
Organism: Psilocybe cubensis
Lineage: Eukaryota; Fungi; Basidiomycota; Agaricomycetes; Agaricales; Agrocybaceae
Exons: 10
Coding region: 1-1704 (567 amino acids)
Source: RefSeq, a predicted model, not a curated record
AUGGUCAUUAUCAAUGAUACAGUCGUGUUCCUCGCAAUAUCUCGAUACCUGGCGAAUAUCGCGCAUGAGCAUGAAUACUUGCUCAGCACCAAGUCUCUCAAGACUUAUGUAUUAGGCACGGAUCUUCCUCAUUUCUCCAGGACCUUUUUGCAGGAUGGGCAAUUGUACUAUCUCACCACCAUCUUUUUCUCCUUUGCCACCACCGUGGUUCUUAACAUCAAUUCUAUACCGCUAGCGUAUCGUGCAGUAGCAGGAGUUCCUAACGCAGUAUUGAUGAACAUCAUGGCCUGCCGCGUUUACCGAAACACGAGGCUCGGCUUCUACAAAGAGGACACCACCCAAGUCCUCAACACCAUAAGCACAGAAACAACCCCACCUGUUUUUGUGGAAUCGCCUUUUAUCGAAAAAUCCUCACCUGUUUCUCUUUCGGGACGGGACAUUCUACACGAUGAGAUGGACAUUACACAAUUUUUUAAAGAGGACGAGCAUAGAAAGAUCGGAGAAGUGGCAGUGCAUGCACAGUCUUGCCUUCGUCAGCGAAACUUCAAGUUCGCCCUCCUACUCCCCAUCCUAGGCGUGAUUUGGGAGUAUAUCCUCCACCCUUACCUCAAUAUUGCGGUACAUGAACGAAAGAUACACCCCGUGAACAACGAAUACUGCAAGAAAGUGCCCCAGCUCGCGGCUUGUGAGAAAAUUAUCUUGCACCAGCAGAGCGGACUACUCUAUCUUGCAUGUUCUAAUCCUCUUAGCAGGGUGCAGUGGACGCCUGCAGUUGGUCGUCUCAAUGCAGCCGGCGCGUCGCGUGAUGAUUUCGUCGCCAUUUAUGACCCAAAAAGAUCGACUGUCACUCGACUCAAGAUUCAAGGCUUCGAAAGCGCACGAGGGCUCUCACUACAUGGUAUGGACGUAGUAGAAUCAACCUCCAAACCAUCCGAAUUAUUUGUGUAUCUUGUGAAUCAUCGGGCACCAUUAGGCGGUCUUCUAGCCAAAGACGUCGGGGCCGAUUCGGUCAUCGAAAUCUUCAAAACCACCUUGGGAGGAGACACAUUAACCCAUAUCAAAACAGUGCAAGACCCUAUUAUCUGCACUCCAAAUGACAUCGUCGGUUCCCCAGAUGGCAAAAGCUUCUACUUCACCAAUGACUUUGGCUCAAAAGUUGGGAUUAUUCGCCAUCUGGACAUGCUAGGGCGCAAAUCGACCUCUGUGGGAUACUGUCACAUCGAAAACGGAUGUCAUUACGCGAUCCAAAACAUGCAUGGCAAUAACGGGAUUGCACGCGCCCCAAACGGCACUUUUUACGUGGCUAACUGCAAGAAGGGUGGCCUGACUAUCCUUGAGGAGAACACCUCAGAUAACACGCUUUCCAUCGUCGACUUUGUUCCUGCUGAUUUCGCUAUGGACAACCUCGCUGUCGACUCCAAGGGCUUCGUAUGGGCCGCAGCGUUUCCGGACGUCGUUAAAUUGGUCAAAAAGCAUUUCUCAGAUCCGACGUUCCCUGCCCCAUCUGCCGCCCUUCGCUUCUCCGUACAUCCAGAUCACAACGCGAACACGACGCAAUCUAUUUCAAGAUAUCAGGUCGAGACGGUUUUUGAAGACGACGGGAACGUGGCGUCGGGCAUCACAUCUGCAGCAUAUGACGCUGACCGAAAUCUAUUGUUCCUGGCUGGUCUCGCAUCCCCGAACCUGGUAAUCUGCAAGCUAUAA